CUUGCACUGCGCCUUCUUGUUUACAUCGAGAUCGACGACGACGACACAAAUUCGUUUGUUAGCGACGCGUUGGUGAAAGGGAUUUUCAACAAAUAGUGCUGUUUUUUGCUAUUUCCACAGUGCCUAAUUUGUGAAAAAUGUAGUGCAAUUACGGUGAAGACGAAUAUGUAGUGCUUAAGGUGCGGAGCCCUUCAAAAAGGCGCAUCUGUUGGAGUAUAAGCGGGCGUAAGUGUGCCGGUUAUCGGUGUCCUAACCUAACCAAAGUUUGCUAAGUUAAUUGAGAUUUAAAGAUUCUCAAACCGCAAAAAUGGUCACCAAAGUCGUGCAAGUAACCAACAUUGCUCCACAAGCAACAAAAGAUCAGAUGUCAACGUUGUUUGGAUUUCUUGGGAAGGUCGAAGACAUAAGAUUGUACCCAACUAUCCGUGAUGUUGCUGUACCAGUUCAAUCUCGGAUUUGCUAUGUCAAGUACAGUGACUCUACCUGUGUUGGAAUUGCACAGCACCUCACGAACACAGUUUUCAUUGACAGAGCUUUAAUUGUCAUCCCAGUGGGCAGUAGCGAGAUCCCUGAUGAACAGCGUGCUUUGGAAAUCAUGGCCUCUGGGUCAAUGAUACCUGGCCUACAAAUUGAACCCAAACUACCUGCCCACGUCGUCAAUCAAGUAGAGGGCACCCCACCCAAUCAAUAUAUUGUCACUGUAGAUCCCAAUUUGGAGGCUGAAGGCUUGGCGACAUACCCUCAGCUCCCCACAUCUUAUGACAUCAAGAAGAUUGAAGAAAUCCGUCGCACACUUCUUGUUUCUAACUUGGACGAUAGUACUACUGGUGAAGCCUUAAUGGAAUUUUUUAGUCAAGCUGGUGAAGUGAAGUAUGUUAAAUUCUGCUCUCGAGAUGAUGAUACUAAUCGCUAUGCUCUGGUUGAAUUCACAGAGCAGCCAGAUAUCAUUAAAGCUUUGAAGCUGAAUGAACAUGAGUUGAAUGGUAAAGCAAUAUCAGUGACCCACUCUACUCAGGCCAUAGUUAAACCUCAAGCUAAAACCAACGAAGCUGCUCAGCGUGAAAUUGAGGAAGCUAUGAGUCGAGUGAAGGAGGCUCACAAUUACAUCUCUGCAGCCAUUGACCCAGUCAUUGGCAUGCUAGCCAAAGACAAAAAGAGGAGGAGCCGAUCUAGAUCAAGGUCAAGAAGAUCAAGGUCACGUUCACAUAGAAGGAGAAGAUCAAGAUCAAGACGAAGGUCUAGGUCAAGGGGAAGGAGAUCCAGAUCCAGAUCACGUGGUCGCAGGCAUAAAUCUCGGUCUCCAUCAAGAAAACGGUCUCGUUCCAGAUCAAGGCGUAGAUCAAGAUCACCCAGAAAAAGAAGGUCUAGAUCAAGAAGUAGGAAGAGGUCCCGUUCAAGAUCAAGAAGAUCUCGUUCUAAAUCAAAGUCUAAACCUCACAAGUCCUCGUCAAAGAAGAGUUCAAAGGAUCUUAAGGAAGGUAAAGAAGAAAAAAAUUCUGAUAAGAACCCACCUAUUAAGGAGAAAGAAGUGAGAGAAGUGAAGGAAUCAAGAGAGAAGAAAGACAAGGAAAGUGAAAAAGAGGCAAAAGAAAUAGAAAAGAAAAAUGAGUCAACUGAGCUGUCUUCUGAAAACAUAGAAGUGACAGAAGACACUUCAGUAAAUGGUGAUGCGCAAGCAAGUGGAGCUGAAGGUUCAAAGUCUAAGGAUGAUGAUAAGGAAAUUGAAAAGGAAAAGGAAAAAGAAAUUGAGAAAGAGAAGGAGAAGGAGAAGGAGACUAAAGAGAAGGAGGAAGAAAAAGAAAGAGUAAAGGAGAAAGAGAAGGAGAAGAGAGAAAAGGAGAAAGAGGAGAAGAGAGAAAGGGAGAAAGAGGAGAAGAGAGAAAAGGAGAAAGAAGAGAAAAAAGAAAGGGAAAAGGAAGAAAAGAAGGAGAAAGAGAAAGAAGAAAAGAAGGAGAAGGAAAGAGAAAGGGAGAGAGAAAGAGAAAAGGAUAGGGAAAAGGAGAAAGAGAAAGUAAAGGAGAAAGAGAGAGGAAAAGAUAGAGAUAAGGACAAGGAAAAGAAAGAAAAAAAGAAAUCACGCAAAUCCCGUUCUCGCUCUCGCACUCGUUCUAGGUCACGAGGCAAAAGUAGCAGAUUAAAGAAAAAGAGUAGAAGUCGAUCUCCAUCCUCCAAGACUCGCAAGAAGCGAAGUAGAAGCAGAUCUGCUGGGCGCACAUCCUCGCGCCGUAGCAGAUCACCAUCAUUCAGACCUCGCCGUAGAAGUACUUCCAGGUCCCCUCGCCGUAGAACCAGUCGCUCACAUUCCCGAUAUUAAAAUUCCAAUGGUAUAGCUACUUUACCUUCCAUUGCACUUUAACUAUUUAAACAGUUUUGUAAAUUUAUGUCUGUAUUACUGUUUUCCAGUAUAUAGAAUUUUCAAUUUUGUUUUGUAUUUCUAUGUUAUUGAUACAUAUUUGGGAAUCCUUUGAAAUACAAUGUUCUGUUUAACUCGGGCCAUCAUGUAUGUUAACAUUUUGUAGCUGUCCUCACAUUUUCAACUAUUGUUUAGAGGUGGUAGGCAUGUGUGCUAAGUUUUUAAAGUUGUCAUUUAAAUGAUCAAUUGUACCUUGAUAAUUACUGCUUUUGUUAAAAUUGACCCUGCUCGUGUUAAAUUUCUUGAAUAAAUAUGUAUAUGGAAA
Frankliniella occidentalis (western flower thrips) is the source of this 2678-nucleotide messenger RNA. It is a transcript of the gene Srp54, whose product is annotated as splicing regulatory glutamine/lysine-rich protein 1. Gene Ontology annotation, cellular component: nucleoplasm. Gene Ontology annotation, molecular function: RNA binding. NCBI's taxonomy places the organism in Eukaryota, Metazoa, Arthropoda, Insecta, Thysanoptera, Thripidae. The record is from RefSeq and is a predicted model, not a curated record. The transcript has a single exon. The coding region runs from base 308 to 2314 and encodes 668 amino acids.